AAGCACAAUAUAAACGAGAUAAAUUGUAGAAAAAAUAAAUUAUAACGAAAUAAAAUUUUAAUUAAAAAAAGAAAGUGUUAAAAAAUUAAUAAAAAAAAUAUUUAAAAAUUAAAAUUAACAAAAAUAAAAAUGUUUACCAACUGGUUAACGGGUACUACGGGUUUAACCAAUUCGACCUCCUCCUCUAAUACAAACUCAAAUCGUCUGACGGAAACAAAUAAUCAUCUUAACAAUUCCUCAAACUGUACUAGUGCAACAACAAUUCCUAAUGCCUCUUUAAAUCUAUUAAAUAAUCAUAAUUUAUCUAAUUUAAAUGCAAAUAUGUCUAAUCCUCCUGAUAUUGUUUUGGAAGUGGGUCCUGCUCCCUCUACUAUACGUUUUAUGGCACAUGGUUUAGUUUUGGGCAUGCAUAGCGGUUAUUUACGUUCAGCCAUACGUUUAGAUGAACGUGGAGCAGAGUCCUCAGCUAGUGGUGGUGGUGGCGUUGGUGUCUCCAGCGUUUCGGAUAUUGUAGUUUAUUUGACUAAUGUUACGGCAGAACAAUUUGCUCCUUUAUUAACGUAUAUGUAUACCGGAUAUUUGGAUUUAAAUGUGGAGAAUAUUUUUGGUGUUUUAUUGGCUACGCAUGUUUUACAUAUGCCUAGGGCAUUGGAAAUUUGUAGAUCCUAUUUAGCACGUGCUCAAACCGAAGGAUACUUUGGAACCAAUAACCCAACACUAAACACUACAAACACACAUCCAUCUCUAACGUCAACAGCUGCAGCUACAACCAGUGGUAAAAUAAUACGUCCCAUUGCUAGUAAACCAACAUUAACAAAUUUUGGAUUUUUACCCAUAAGUCAUCAGUCGUUAAAUCUAAAUCCUUUAACACACACAACAUCAAACAUCUCAACAAAUCCUGCAGAACAAGAACUUAAAACUACAACUCCCGAAGCUGUACAACAAAAAGAUGAGGAAGAUGACAUUGAAGUAGAUGAAAUAGAUAAACAAUCGUUAAAUAAUGAAAAUCAAAUACCCACAACAAUAGAGGAUGAAGAUGAGGAUGUAGAAGUAUUUAUAGAUUCCAACUCAGAAGCCGAAGUAGUGGUAGAAACACAAAUUCAUAAAUUAUCAUUUAAAAAAUUAAUGGAAAAUAAAAAAUCUUCUUCACAAGAAAAGGAAACAAAAGUCAGACAUCAUGAAAAAAAUACACAUCAUAGAAAAUCCUCGCAUCAUAGUAAAGCGGAAAGGCGUAGAAAGGGUUCUUCGGGUUUACAGGUGGCUAAAGCCCCUAUACCCGCUUCACAACUAGAUACCUCAGAGGCUAAUAAGGUUAUAAUAGAUGUGGCUAGUUGUGAUGGUCCGGUACGUUUUAAACGUAUUCUCAAUACUGCCUAUGGUCAUAAACCGGAUGCUGGCAAUAUUGGCAAUCAUCAUUCCAGUACAGGUCUUACAGGACCCUCUAUACCCGAACGUUCUUUACAAAGUGUUUCUCUAUCAUUUCAUCAACAAAUGGCUAAAACCAUUAGUCAGCAGCAACAAUUGCAACAGGCUGAAGAAUCCGAAAAUAGUGAAACUUCCAAUGGCAGUUUAGGAACUACCGCAAGAAAUUCCGAUAAGGCUAGUGGUAGUCGUAAGAUACAUAGUGAAGUAUUUGUUUGUGUUUACUGUAAACAUACAUUUAAAUCUCAAUAUUGUUAUCAAAAACAUGCUAAACGUCAUUUAAAUCCCUUAACCUUACAGGCCACUUGUGUGCCUGAAGGGAAAAUGGCGUCAAAAGAAGAAUCUUCUGUAAAUGGUGAAUUAAAAAUAACAAAACAUCAGAAUAUAACAGCAACGAGGCCGUUUUAUGUACGCAACUCUCUACAAUACUCCUCAAAUGCAUCAAAUUCUUUGGCCAAUGGUAACACAACGUUACAGACAUCAUCUCCCUCUUCCUCCUCCGCAGCGGCUACUUCUUCGGAUUAUUUAAGACGUGAAGUAAGGCCCUUAGAUAUGAAUGUUCAAUAUUAUCCUUGUAAAACCUGUGGCUGUAAGUUUCCCAGUUAUUAUUUUGUUCACAAACAUCGUAAAAUGUGUCAUGCUGAAGAAGAGGCUGCAGCGGCGGCAUCUCAACAGCAGGGGGAUAAUGAGGCUAACAAUAGUGUUGGAGUGAUGGCUUCGACGGAUAAGUUAAGUACUCAAACUAGUGAUUAAAUUAUUUAUAAAUUUAAAGAAUUUUUUUUUAAUUUUAAAGAAAAACAUAUCGAGCUUUAGCAUUUAAUGUUAAAAAAAAAUUUUAUCAAAUCAAAUUUAAAUAUAAUUAU
Messenger RNA from Lucilia cuprina (Australian sheep blowfly), 2285 nucleotides. RefSeq lists its product as uncharacterized. Gene Ontology annotation, molecular function: DNA-binding transcription factor activity, RNA polymerase II-specific; protein binding; RNA polymerase II cis-regulatory region sequence-specific DNA binding. Bases 130 to 2175 code for a protein of 681 amino acids. The record is from RefSeq and is a predicted model, not a curated record. NCBI's taxonomy places the organism in Eukaryota, Metazoa, Arthropoda, Insecta, Diptera, Calliphoridae. The transcript is spliced from 2 exons. Gene Ontology annotation, biological process: regulation of transcription by RNA polymerase II.